ACACUGUACUGAUCAGCUUGAGCCGAAAAGUAACAGUUCAACAUCAAACUAUCCCUGGUCGCCUCCCGAUGACCCGCUGUGAAGACUUCGGUCAGGACAUGAAUGAAGACUGCAUUCUUUGGCAAUUGGCCACAGCUAAGUUCUCUCUCACCCACGAGUCUCCGCCUGAGUAUUCUCCGGUCAACUGAUAUGCUACUGUGGGCUAAUGUCGACGUCGAUGUAGUGCAGAUUGAUCCUGCUGGCUUCGGCCUUGCCUGCAAAUACAGACCCUCGUCGACACACCCUGGGACUGAAUCCACAAUUCUGUGUGACUGUCAAUGUGACAGAAAAAUAAUACUCCCGGGAGGAAAGUUGUUUCAUAGCCUACAUGAAAUGCCUGGCUGCUGAGGCUUGUUUUCACUAUACUAUAUUCGCCGCGGGGUCAAUGAGAUCUCUUGCCGAGUCUCGGACAGAGUGUGAGAGCGGCGGGUUGACCUUCCGCGCUAGUCAAGUGCUGAUGUGUGAUUUAUGGUCACCGAUGGGCGGCCUAGCCUGAUUGGCUGCUCCUCCGGUAUGAUGGACGAACACGGCUCGGACGAAUCUGCCACCACGGUGGCUGCGCUCCGCUCGGAGAUCGCCAAGCUGAAACGCGAUCUGUCCGCUGCAUGGUCGGCUGAACUGCAGAUGGUCAACAAAGCGAGGGUACUUGCCCAGGCUCUGGCCAAGCAGAAUGCUGCCAAGUUGGCAAUACCGGAGGUGGCGGCCACGACGACGCACACGAAUGGCGGUGGUGGGGGAGAUGUUUGUAGUACGGUCCUGCCGGAUAAGCGUGUCCUGAGCGACGCUCACCCAGCGAGGACAGAGCUUCAAGUGCAGCAGCAGCAGCAGCAACAACAGCAGGUGGUUGGAAACACCAAUGGCACUGGCACUAUCCACGACGACACAUUAUCGGCUAAUCGUAAGCGCAUCAAACUUCGCUGGUCUGCACCAGCAAGCACCGGUUCCUGCAAUUCAUCAGUGACGAGCGACGAAGACUCUAGCAGCAGUAUCAUGAUGAAGCGUCAGCGCACGAUCCCCACCAACUUGUUCGACUUGUCCCACCCAGGCAAGAUGAUCUCGAUCCAAGAGUGCGCUCCCCUGGUGUGCACUGACGAGGCCACAACACCCGGAUCGACUUCAAUCUCGUCCAAACUGUCAAUAGACAGCAGUGACAGCGUUAGCAGCAGCAGUGGUAGCAGCAGUAGUGGUAGCAGCAGUGGUACUGGUUCCACUGGGAUUGAAACUGGCACUGGCCGCACUGAAGAUCGCUUGCCACUACGCCAGCGGUGUCACAGCCCACGGUCGAGCAGGAGAGCCGAGGCACCAGGAGUCAUCGCACCACCGAAGACUGAGAGGAAGAAUGGCCUAGUCCUCUACAGUCCCACCACGCCGCCCAGCCCAGGCUCGGAGCGGCGUCAAUCAGCCUUUCGGCCGGGAUGCUAUGAAGAAAUCAAGGAGCAUGCUCUGCGGCUUGUGCAGCUGCUGCCUGGCAGGGAUGAUCAGGAGCUGCCAGCCUUUCUGCAGAAUCACCAGCAACUAGAUAUACUCCGGACAGGGCUGCUCAACUUGGUCAAUCAUGAUGAUGAUGGUGACAGCAAGAGAGUUCCAGUAGGAAAACGGAAAGCAAUACCAUCUUUGUCACUAGAUGUACCAGCGCCAAGUGUCAGCAAGAUCAAAGGUAUCUCUUUGCUAUACUACUGCUUUAUGGUGUCAGCAAGAUCAAAGGUGCAAAUGAGCCAUUCCGAAGGACGACCAGCCACGGAGAACUGACACAUCCACUGACUAGCGUGGCUCAACCGCCAGAGGCAAAUGUCGGCAGUGCACACGUGUUCAAUCAGCAUGCGCCAGAUGAGGUGGUGGUCUUCAACCAGAGGCAAACUGCACGCCUCGUCUCUCCCCUCUCCCGCGCCCUAGG
Molecule: messenger RNA, 1933 nt
Organism: Sycon ciliatum
Lineage: Eukaryota; Metazoa; Porifera; Calcarea; Leucosolenida; Sycettidae
Exons: 4
Coding region: 508-1788 (426 amino acids)
Source: RefSeq, a predicted model, not a curated record